AUGGCAGAUCUCUAUCGAAUUGAGCAAGGAGAAAAUGAACACCCAAAGUUGUACCUGCAAUGCUUUAUCGAUCUUGUGCACCAAAUUCACGAUGUAGAGCCAACAACAACAGCUAACCUCUUCGUCAAGAGUCUGCAAGUAGGGUCCCUCUUACACGAAAACCUCACUAUGAUCCCACCUUAUGACAUGGCAGACAUACAGGCCCGUGCCGAAGGUGUCUUCAGAGAUUUUGAAUAUCGAGAGCACGCCCAGAAGAAGACCUCUCUCAUUUCCACACCACCGCCAAACAACCCAUCUCCCCCAUCUAAAGGGGACGAUAAGAGUAAAAGACAUGAGUCAGAACCUUCGAAAGGGGAAAAGAGACCAAGGACCAGCCGAGAUCCACCAAGAUUCUCUUCUUUCGAAUACACCAUCCCACAGGAGGUCAUCUAUGAAGAGAACAAAGAGUGGCCCAUCUGGCGGGAACCAUACAAAAUCACCACUCCUCCAGAGAGGCGAGACAAGAAUAGGUUCUGCAUCUUCCACAAGGACCACAGACAUACGAUAUAUGAAUAUCACAACCUCCACAACCAAAUUCAGGCCCUUAUGAGAAACAGACGAUUGACUCAGUAUAUCAAAGGAUCUGAUAGGACAGGCAUCCUGCAGCCCAAUAUCACUCUUACUCCAACACCCACGAUAACGCCAACCUCCACAAAUGUGGCUUCUUCGAGUUCACAAGAGCCUCUAAAGCAAGUCCCCAUGAUACAUAGAAUCGUGGAAACGACCAUGGAACAAGAGCAAAAAACCAAAUAUCAUAGGCGAAUGGAGGAGGAGAGGUAUUACCCUGUUGCUUCAAUAACUUUCAUAGAAGAAGACCUGUGGGAAGUGCAUCUACCUAAUGAUGACCCAUUGGUCAUCAAGCUCCAAGUAGAUUGUUGCCAAUUGGGGAGAGUUUUAGUUAAUGGAGGCAGCGGCGUCGAUGUCCUCUUCUGGGAAGCCUUCCAGAAAAUGGGCUUUGAGGAAAAUCAGAUCAGGCCUACUAUUGCACCAAUCUUGGGGUUCAAUAGCCAAAGAGUAUACCCGAAGGGAGCAAUCAGACUGAAUGUAAUCGCCGCAGAAUGCAAUUUAGAAGUGGACUUCUUGAUAAUAGAUUAUAUCACAAGCGACAACGCAAUCAUGGGACAAAAUUGGAUCCACAGAAUGCAAGGUGUUGUCUCCACUUUUCACCAAGUUAUGCGAUGCCAAUCACCCAAUGGGAACUACACCAUUGACAUAAAAGGAUGUCGAGGCAGGCAAAGAAGUGCUACCUGA
This is a messenger RNA of Humulus lupulus (European hop), 1290 nucleotides long. RefSeq lists its product as uncharacterized. The transcript has 2 exons. Lineage: Eukaryota; Viridiplantae; Streptophyta; Magnoliopsida; Rosales; Cannabaceae. The record is from RefSeq and is a predicted model, not a curated record. Bases 1 to 1290 code for a protein of 429 amino acids.